GAUCAUUUGGAAAGGAAGCUAUUAAGGAUCGUAUAAACUUUUUUGAUGGCAAUGAGUUUAGUUGCCAAGAAAAGAUUUCCGGUAGUGCAUACAGUUCUAUAUACAAAUCAGAAUGGUCAGGAAUAACAGUUGUUCUUAAAAGAAUCAGCGCUAAUAUAAAUCCAAAAGAG
This is a messenger RNA of Racocetra persica, 170 nucleotides long. Lineage: Eukaryota; Fungi; Glomeromycota; Glomeromycetes; Diversisporales; Gigasporaceae. The record is from the annotation of a GenBank genome assembly.